Messenger RNA from Bombina bombina (fire-bellied toad), 1818 nucleotides. It is a transcript of the gene SUPT3H, whose product is annotated as SPT3 homolog, SAGA and STAGA complex component. Bases 141 to 1274 code for a protein of 377 amino acids. The transcript has 12 exons. The record is from RefSeq and is a predicted model, not a curated record. Gene Ontology annotation, molecular function: protein heterodimerization activity; transcription coactivator activity. Gene Ontology annotation, biological process: transcription by RNA polymerase II. NCBI's taxonomy places the organism in Eukaryota, Metazoa, Chordata, Amphibia, Anura, Bombinatoridae.
UGGAGCUCCAGUCUGCAGCUAGACCCUUCUCAGUUUCUGGGACAAUCUCUCACUCAGGCACUGCGGCCUGAGAGAAUCAGGGUGAGCUGUUGUUACUAAAUUAGCUCACUAGGAUUGUUACAGCAGGAUAUGUAUAGGUGAUGAGCCACGGCACUUCAGUAACCAAUACAAUGUCUUCUGCUACAUCAUCUGGUAGAGGAGCGACAAAGUCAACGAGCUUCGUCCCUGAACUGCAAAACAUGAUGUUCUCUUUGGGUGAUGCACGUCGUCCCUUGCAAGAAACUGCUGUUCUUGUUGAAGACAUUGUUCACACCCAGCUGAUUAAUCUGUUGCAGCAAGCAGCUGAAGUUUCUCAGAUGAGAGGAGCUCGUGUUAUUUCAGCUGAGGAUCUUCUGUUUCUGAUGCGCCGGGACAAGAAGAAACUUCGCAGACUGCUGAAAUAUAUGGUUUUCCGUGAUUACAAAUCCAAAGUCUUGAAAGGAAUAGAAGAAGAUGAACCUGAAGAGAAAUUAGUCAGCGCCAACAACGCAAACAAGCGUCAUAAACUUGCUCAGGACUUCCUCAAUUCAAUUGAUCAGACAGGAGAGCUCCUGGCUUUAAUGGAAGAUGAUGAGAUUGAUGAUGUUAAACAAGAACGGAUGGAGAGAGCAGAGAGACAAACACGAAUGAUGGAUUCUACACAGUAUGCCGAAUUCUGUGAAAGUCGUCAGUUGAGCUUUUCCAAGAAAGCUUCCAAGUUCCGGGACUGGCUGGAUUGUAGUAGCAUGGAGAUCAAACCAAAUGCAGUUGCCAUGGAGAUUUUAGCCUAUCUGGCCUAUGAAACAGUAGCCCAGUUAGUGGAUCUCGCUCUUUUGGUGAAGCAAGAUAUGAGUUCUAAGACCUGUGAUCCCUUUGUGCAAGCUAUAUCUACCACCGUCAUACAAAACCGUAACUCUACUGAGACACUUAUGCAGGCUCCAGCUUUGAAAAGUAAUCCUGACACACCGGAGAACACCCCACCAGCAACUCCAACUCCUCCGUCCUCUGGAGCUCAACAUCUGACCAAGAACCAGACCGGACCUCUUGGAAAUGGAGGGUCAGGUCAAGACUCUACCAAAACCAAGCAAAGGAAAAGAAAGAAGAGCGCAGCAGCCAGUGGGAUAGAGUCGCAGAGCGAUGCCAUCCAGCCCAGCCACAUCAGAGAAGCAAUUCGGCGCUACGGCCAGAAGAUUGGCCCACUCUCUCCAUUCACGAGUGCCUACCGCAGGACCGGGAUGCCUUUUUUAGCCUGUUAAUAUGGAUGUUGUUAAACAAACAGGAAAAGACACAGUUAUAUUAAGGUGAUUUCUUCCUCUAUGAGCCGGGAGGAAAGUUAACAUCUCUUCAUCAGUGAGUGGGACGGUUUGUUGUGACUAAAGACUGCCUGACUGUAUGUCUCAUUUUCCAACCCCCUCAAUCGUUAUUCUUGUUUACUAGCUGGAACAUUUAGCUAAUUAAUGGCAGGAUGUUUGGGAUUGUGUGUAGGUGGGGAAGAAUGCACAUCAUACAGUUUUGACAUUGGCAAUGGGUUUACUUCCAACAGCCUACAGAUGCAAACUGCACCGUCAUUUCUUAUUUUAGGUGGAGUCUUCAUUGCAGCAAAGGGAAUAAGAUCAAGGGAAUUUACAUUUGGUCACUAUUUGCCCACUGUGUAAACAUAAAAUAGUAUUACCUUAUCUACGUGCAUCCAAAAGUGUUUAUUUUUUGUUUUGUUUGACUGUUGCUUAUGUUGCAGAAGCCAUUUCAGAUAUAUUCCUAUGUAACAUUUUUGCAUUGCAAAUAAACAUUUAUUUGUAUUAA